Trichomycterus rosablanca is the source of this 10361-nucleotide messenger RNA. It is a transcript of the gene sptbn2, whose product is annotated as spectrin, beta, non-erythrocytic 2. Gene Ontology annotation, cellular component: spectrin; cell junction; plasma membrane. The coding region runs from base 230 to 7432 and encodes 2400 amino acids. Gene Ontology annotation, molecular function: phospholipid binding; structural constituent of cytoskeleton; actin filament binding. Gene Ontology annotation, biological process: actin cytoskeleton organization. Lineage: Eukaryota; Metazoa; Chordata; Actinopteri; Siluriformes; Trichomycteridae. The transcript has 42 exons. The record is from RefSeq and is a predicted model, not a curated record.
GCGUUCAGUCGGCGCGAGGGAGCCGCUUUUAUAUGUGUUUUUGUAACGGAAAAUUAAGAGGAAAAAAACUCGAAGGAAUAAAGGAUGCGGAUUUAACACUUGAUGGAGGAAUUUAGGGAAAUAAACCCACCUAUGUGAGGCGAAGCUUUUCUCUCGGGUGGCAUUUCGUUACAGAAAACGACGGUAAACGUUGUGAGAGGAACGAAUUCGAUACCGAAGGGCGGUAAUCAUGAGCGCGAUUUCGCCGACUGAUUUCGACAGCGUGGAGAUCCAGCAGCAGUACAAUGACAUCAACAACCGGUGGGAGCUGGCCGCUGAGGCCGAGUGGGACAACGAGAACAGCUCGGCCCGACUGUUCGAACGCUCGCGGAUCAAAGCGCUCGCAGAGAUGGAGUACGGGCGGACGGAGAGGGAGCCGUGCCUCUCUCCCGCUGCCUUCGUCAACCAAGUGCAGUAUUCCAACAUCCUGGAGGGAAGGUUCAAACAACUGCAAGACGAGCGAGAAGCCGUACAGAAGAAGACCUUCACCAAAUGGGUGAACUCUCACCUGGGCCGCGUGACCUGCAGGAUCAACGAUCUGUACACGGACCUGCGCGAUGGACGGAUGCUCAUCCGCCUGCUCGAGGUUCUCUCCUCAGAACAGCUGCCAAAACCCACCAAGGGCCGCAUGAGGAUCCACUGUCUGGAGAACGUGGACAAAGCUCUGCAGUUUCUCAAGGAGCAGAAAGUCCACCUGGAGAACAUGGGCUCUCACGACAUCGUGGACGGCAACCAUCGCCUGACGCUCGGCCUCAUCUGGACCAUCAUUCUGAGAUUCCAGAUUCAGGACAUCAGUGUUGAAACCGAGGACAACAAGGAAAAGAAGUCGGCUAAAGACGCCCUGCUGCUGUGGUGCCAGAUGAAGACAGCCGGGUACCCGAAUGUCAACGUGCACAAUUUUACCACCAGCUGGAGAGAUGGUCUGGCGUUCAAUGCCAUCGUGCACAAACACAGGCCGGACCUGAUCGAGUUUGACAGUCUGAAGCGCUCUAACGCACACUACAACCUUCAGAAUGCCUUCAAUAUAGCAGAGAAGGAAAUGGGAGUCACCAAGCUGCUGGAUCCUGAAGAUGUGAAUGUAGAUCAGCCAGACGAGAAGUCCAUCAUCACGUACGUGGCCACAUACUACCACUACUUCAGCAAGAUGAAGGCUCUCGCCGUGGAGGGCAAGCGAAUCGGCAAGGUGCUGGAUUAUGCCAUCGAAGCCGAUCAGCUGAUCGAGAAGUACGAGACCUUGGCCUCGGAGCUGCUGCAGUGGAUCGAGCAGACCAUCGUCACGCUCAACGACCGACAGCUCGCCAACUCUCUGAGCGGCGUUCAGAACCAGCUACAGGCCUUCAACACCUACCGUACCGUAGAGAAGCCGCCCAAAUUUACAGAGAAAGGCAAUCUGGAGGUUCUUCUGUUCACCAUUCAGAGCAAAAUGAGAGCCAACAACCAAAAGGUCUACAUGCCCCGAGAGGGCAAACUCAUCUCUGACAUCAACAAGGCGUGGGAGCGCUUAGAGAAGGCCGAGCACGAGCGCGAGCUGGCUCUGAGGAACGAGCUGAUUCGCCAGGAGAAGCUGGAGAUGCUGGCGGCACGUUUCGACCGCAAGGCCGCCAUGAGAGAGACCUGGCUGAGCGAGAACCAGCGCCUCGUCUCCCAGGACAACUUUGGCGUGGACCUGGGCGCAGUGGAGGCCGCCACGCGCAAACACGAGGCCAUCGAGACGGACAUCAACGCGUACGGAGAGCGCGUGGCGACCGUGGAGGCGGUAGCUCGCGAGCUCGAGGCCGAGAACUACCACGACGUGCGGCGCAUCCUGGCGCGCAGAGACAACGUGCUGCGCCUCUGGGAGUACCUGAAGGAACUGCUGGGCGGCCGACGCGAGAGGCUCGCCGGCAACCGAGAGCUGCAGAGGCUCCUGCAGGAGAUGAGACACAUCAUGGACUGGAUGGCCGACAUGAAGGGUCGUCUGCAGUCUCAGGACGGCGGGAAACAUCUUCACGACGUGGAAGAUCUGUUACAGAAGCACACCUUGGUGGAAGCAGAUAUAUCAGCACAGGCAGAAAGAAUUCGAGGGGUGCAGGCCGCGGCAGAGCGCUUCACCACCGACGAACUUCCCUACAAGCCUUGUGAUCCCACCAUGGUGAAGGAGAAGGUGGUACAGCUGGGCCAGGCCUACGAGGAACUGGGCAAACUGGCCGCAGCACGACGGGCACAGCUGGAGGACUCCCGGCGUCUCUGGCAGCUGCUGUGGGAGCUGGGCGAGGAGGCGGCGUGGAUGCGCGAGCAGGAGCAGAUCAUGGCCACCGAGGAGUGCGGAAAGGAUCUCUCCUCCGCCCUGCGCCUCCUCUCGAAGCACGAAGCCUUCCGCGACGAGAUGGCCGCCCGCUACGGCCCGCUGGGCAACAGCAUCGCCGCCGGGGAGCAGCUGGUCAAGGAGGAGCACUUCGGGGCGGCUGAGAUCGCGGAGAGGAUCAAGGAGAUCAAAGCGCAGUGGGCUCGGCUGGAGGAGGCGUCUCGGUCGCGUGAGCAGCGUCUGAAGGAGUCCGUCGCUUUCCACCAGUUCCAGACUGAUGCCAACGACAUGGAGGCCUGGAUCCUGGAGGCACUUAGACAGGUGUCGAGUCAGGACGUCGGCCACGACGAGUUCUCCACACAGACGCUGGCGAGGAAACAGAGGGAGGUGGAGGAGGAGAUCCAGAGCCACCGGUCUCUCAUAGACUCGCUACACGAGCAGGCUCAAACACUGCCUCAGGAUUAUGCCCAGUCCCCACAGGUGGAGGGACGUCUCCCCGCUAUAGAGCAGCGCUACGAGGAGCUGGAGGCUCUCUCCUCGGCACGCCGCCGUGCCCUGGAAGGGGCGCUGGCACUCUACCGAAUGUACAGCGAAGCCAAUGCCUGCCAACAAUGGAUCGGUGAAAAGGAGCAGUGGCUCCUCACCAUGGAAAUCCCCUCCAGACUGGAGGAUCUGGAGGUGGUCCAGCAGAGGUUCGAGACGUUGGAGCCGGAGAUGAAUAAUAUAGGCUCUCGCGUCACUGAAGUCAAUCAGGUGGCUGAACAGCUUCUGAAGUCAGACAACCGCAACAAGGAGCAGAUUAACCAAACUCAGGACCAGCUCAACGACAGGUGGAGCGAGUUCCAGCGGCUGGCUAAUGACAGGAAGCAGGCUCUGGAGUCGGCUCUGAACCUCCAGAACUACCAUCUGGAGUGUAACGAGAUCCAGAGCUGGAUGAAGGAGAAGACAAAAGUGAUCGAGUCCACUCAGAGCCUCGGCAACGACCUGGCUGGGGUCAUGGCCUUACAGCGCAAGCUCACCGGUUUGGAGAGGGACCUGGAGGCUAUAGAGGGGAAGCUGGGAGGGCAGCGUGCCGAGGCAGAGAAGCUGGCAACCGAGCACCCCGAGCAGGGAGAAGAGAUCCAGCAGCGUCUGGUCGAGACGGAGGGGGUGUGGGGGGACUUGUGCGGCACCAUGAAGAAGCGAGAGGAGGGUCUGGGCGAGGCCUCGAAGCUGCAGGGCUUCCUGCGCCAGCUCGACGACUUCCAGGCCUGGCUGUCGCGCACCCAGACGGCCGUGGCCUCCGAGGACACGCCCACCUCGCUGGCGGAGGCCGAGCAGCUGCUGGGCCAGCACGAAACCAUCAAGAACGAGGUGGACAACUACCGCGACGACUACGAGAGGAUGAAGGCCACCGGUGCCGAGGUGACUCAGGGCCAGACAGAUGCCCAGUACAUGUUCCUGGCGCAGCGGCUGCAGGCCCUGGACACAGGCUGGCAGGAGCUGCGCCGGAUGUGGGAGAGCAGACAGAGCGUGCUCGCCCAGGCCUACGACUUCCAGACCUUCCUCAGAGACGCCAAGCAGGCAGAGAGCGCCCUCAACCGCCAGGAGUACGCGCUGUCACACACCGAGAUGCCAUCCAGUCUGCAAGGUGCGGUCGAGGCCAUCAAGAAGCACGAGGACUUCCUCACCACCAUGGAGGCCAGCGAGGAAAAGAUCAACGGCGUGGUGGAGUCAGGGCAACGCCUCGUGUCGGACGGGAACGCCAACGCCGAUAAGAUCCAGGAGAAAGUCGACUCCAUUGAAGAGAGGCACCAAAAGAACAAGGAGUCCGCUAACGAGCUGCUGGCCAAGCUGAAGGAUAACCGAGAGCUGCAGCACUUCCUGCAGGACGGACAGGAGCUGAGUCUGUGGAUUAAUGAGAAGAUGCUGACGGCUCAGGACAUGUCGUACGACGAGGCCAGAAACCUGCACAGCAAGUGGCAGAAACAUCAGGCCUUCAUGGCAGAGCUGGCAUCCAACAAGGACUGGCUGGACAAGAUACGCAAGGAGGGCGAGGAUCUGGUGAAGGAGAAGCCGGAGCUGGAGGAGACGGUAUCGGAGACGAUGGAGAAGCUUCAGAAGCAGUGGGAUCUGCUGGAGAACACCACGCAGACCAAAGCGCAGUGUCUGUUCGACGCGAACCGCGCCGAACUCUUCACCCAGAGCUGCUCGGCUCUCGGCACGUGGCUGCAGAACAUCUCGUCCCAGCUGCAGAGCGACGACUUCGGGAAGGACCUGACGAGCGUCAACAUCCUGCUCAAAAAACACCAGAUGCUGGAACACCAGAUGGAAGUCCGAGAGAAGGAAGUGCAGGCUCUGCAGUCUCAGGCCGUGGCUCUGGCGCCGGAGGAAACCGCCAAAAUGGAGGUGGACGGGCAGCAGCACAGAGUGACCGACAGCUUCUUGGAGCUACAGGAACCUCUCAAACAGAGACAACAACACCUGAUGGCAUCUAAAGAAGCUCACCAGUUUAACAGAGACCUGGAGGAUGAGAUAUUGUGGGUGAAAGAGAGAAUGCCCCUGGCUACAUCCACAGAUCAUGGUAAAGAUCUACCCUGUGUGCAGCUGCUCAUCAAAAAGAACCAGACGCUGCAGAAAGAGAUCCACGGCCACCAGCCACGCAUCGACGACCUUCAGGCCCACGGGCGCAGCAUGGCCCCCGGCUCCACCUCCGAGGUGAACGGAGAGCGGCAGGCCGAGCUGGACGAGCGCCUGAACGAGCUCGGGGCCCUGUGGGCGCGGCUCAUCUCGGAGACCGAGCAGAGGCACGCGCGCUUAAUGGACGCCCACCGAGCCCAGCAGUUCUACGCGGACGCCGCAGAGGCCGAGGUCUGGAUGGGCGAGCAGGAGCUGCACAUGAUGUCCGAGGAGAAGGCCAAGGACGAGCAGAGCGCGCUGGUGAUGGUGAAGAAACACCAGAGCCUGGAGCAGGCGCUGGAGGACUACGCCCAGACCAUCCACCAGCUAGCCAACAGCAGCAGACUCAUGGUGAACGGUGAGCAUCCUGAAAGCGAGAGGAUCACGCUGAGACAGGCUCAGGUGGAUAAGCUCUACGCUGGGCUGAAGGACCUGGCCGAGGAGAGGAGGGGAAAACUGCAGGAGCGACUCCGCCUCACCCAGCUGAAGAGAGAGGUGGACGACCUGGAGCAGUGGAUAGCCGAGCGGGAGGUGGUCGCCGGCUCCCACGAGCUCGGGCAGGACUACGAGCACGUCACUAUGCUCCGUGAUCGUUUCCGGGAGUUUGCGCGGGACACCAGCGCCAUCGGUCAGGAGAGGGUGGACGCGGUGAACUCCCAGGCGGACACCCUGAUCGAGUCGGGACACCCGGAGAACGCCAGCGUGGCGGAGUGGAAGGACGGCCUGAACGAGGCCUGGGCCGACCUGCUGGAGCUCAUGGACACGCGCACCCAGAUGCUGGCCGCCUCCUAUGAGCUGCAGCGCUUCCAGCGGGACGCGCGCGAGGCCCUGGUGCGGAUACGCAGCAAGAGGGACGCGCUGAACACCACCGACCUGGGCCGAGACCUCAACACCGUGCAGCACCUGCACCGGCAGCACACGGCCUACGAGCACGACGUGCACGCGCUCAGCGGACAGGUGACGCAGGUGCAGGACGACGCGGCGCGUCUGCAGAAAGCCUACGCGGGCGAGAAGGCGGACGACAUCCACCGCCACGAGCGCUCCGUCACGGGGGCGUGGGAGGAGCUCCUGGCCGCCACUAAGGACAGGAGGCUGCUCCUGCUGGACACGGUGGAGAAGUUCCGCUUCUUCAACAUGGUGCGGGAUCUGAUGCUGUGGAUGGACGGAAUCAACCUGCAGAUCCAAUCUCACGACAGUCCCAGGGAUGUGUCGUCGGCCGGUCUGGUAAUCGCAAACCACCAGGACAUAAAGGCAGAGAUCGAGGCCCGAGCCGGCAGCUUCACUGCCUGCACCGACCUGGGACACACACUCAUCAACAAUAACCACUACGCUUCAGACGAGAUCCGGGAAAAACUGGAGCAGCUUCAGGCCAAGAGAGACGAAAUUAACCAGAAGUGGCUGGACAAAAUGGACUUCCUGCAGAUCGUGCUGGAGGUGCUGCAGUUCAGCAGAGACGCCUCGGUAGCCGAGUCCUGGUUGGCGGGUCAGGAGCCGCUGGUGCGCACGGCCGAGCUGGGCUCCAACGUGGACGAGGUGGAAAACCUCCUCAAACGUCACGAGGCUUUCGAAAAGCUGGCGGCUGGGUGGGAAGAGCGCUUCACACAGCUGGAGAAGCUCACCACGCUGGAGGAGCAGGAGAUACAGAGGAGGAAGGAAGAGGAGGAGAGGGCACGGAGACCACCCACACCUCCCCCGGUAGAGGAGGUGGUACAGUCCGAGGCCGAAUUUGAAUCUGCAGCGAGGACAAGUUUGGACCAGACUACAUUAAACCAGUCAGUGGCUGUCAAUGGAGUCCACAGUGAUCAGGAUACAUCACAGGGUUCAGAGGCGGACUCAGUAAACGGACCGGGUCAGGACAGCGGUUUGGACACAGCGUCACCUCAUGAGCCCUCGGCCACCCUUCCCAAUCUGGUGGAGGCACCCCCUGAUGCCCUGGAGGGCAUGCUGUUCAGGAAACAGGAAAUGGAAAGCCAGGGCAAGAAAGCAGCCAACAGAUCGUGGCAGAACGUGUACUGUGUGCUGAGGAAGGGCAGUAUGGGCUUUUAUAAAGACAACAAGAGUGCCGCUAACGGCAUUCCUUACCACGGAGAAGUUCCCAUUAGCCUCGGCGAGGCCGUCUGCGAGGUCGCCCACGACUACAAGAAGAGGAAACACGUCUUUAAACUGAGGCUGGGCGAUGGAAAGGAGUUCCUGUUUCAAACCAAGGAUGAGGCUGAGAUGAGCUCAUGGAUGCAGGCGAUCCAUUCCUCCAUGCCACCAGGCAGCACCGGUGGCGGUGACGGUAGUGGUGGUGGUGGCGAUCGCUCUCCCCCACCGCCUCUGACACGGGCGAUGACGAUGCCUCCAAUGUCGCCGCACUCGACCGAGACGGGCGGUGUGACCAUGCGCAACAAAGAGGGCAAAGAUAAAGAUCGUGAAAAACGCUUCAGCUUCUUCGGCAAGAAGAAGUAACAGCAGCUCAUGAGCCAACAAAUAAAGCGCGAACUGAUAGUUUUCAAGAGAGAGGGUGGCGCCCUCUAGUGUCACAUAGUUUAACGUUGUUGCGUUUCUCGUCCUUACCUUAUUUUCUCUGUUUUCAGCUCUUGUCUUUAAUAAUAAACUCACUGCCAUGUUUUCUGUAAACUCGCCCCCUGAGUCUGAAGAGGAGACCUGAUCAGUGUCAGUAAUCAGCCGGACGUCUGUCGUUCUGCUAAAUUCGGGCUGUAAAUGAGGAAUGACUGGGCGAUAGAGAAAGUUCCACUUUGUUUGUUCUUAUCUUUGCCAAGUUAAAGUUUCUACCCUGUUGCAGCAGUUCCAAAGUUUUAUUCCCCUCUUCAUUUACUGGAAAGAUUUUCUGUACGUUCAUUUUUUUAUUUUUGUGAAGGAAAUAUUUUGAGAAUGGGUGUUUCGUUAUACCAGUAAUAUAUCUGUUUAUAUUAUUUAACUAGUUGUGAUUUAUCAAGGCUAAAUGAGUAACGGUUUAAGAACGUGUAAGUAAGUAACUCCAGAUUUAAUAAGAAAUUGAGACUAAAUGGAGCGACGGUUCCUGUCGUCUCUUCAAUUUCAACAUUUUUGAAGGUCGGGAUGAAAAGUGUGGUGAUUACAGCAGUGGUUUGGAAUAACGCUGUACAAGAGCAUUCAGGGUUCUGGAACAGCCUUUACAAAAGCUUUAGAACAGCAUUCGAGUCGACAUUUUUUGUAAACAGAAUCUGAACCUUAAAAAAUAAAAGCAUUUGAACGGUUCCAAAAGUUCUAGGAUGGCGUGUAGAAUGUCGAGACGAAGCAGAAUUGUAUUGUUCUACAGUGCUGAAAUGUUUUGGUGUGGCAUUUUUGAAGAUUAUAGAAGAUUUACCAGGUUAAGUUAGGCAUUCACUCUUAGAAUGGCAUUCGAAAGGUCUAGAAAAGCGUUUAAGAGUUCUAGAACAGCAAGUGAAAAUUGCUAAUCGACGUGUGACAUUUUAAAAUGGCAUUGAACGUCUGUUUAUACUUGAGGUUUCUCCUUGGACUUACUAGAACAUGAGGAUUUAUUUUGAUCGACAAAUUCAAGCCUCCGUUUUUAAUUUUUAGUAAAAAUAAAAGCAUUUUAAAAUGUUCAGGGAUUAAAAACUAAAUACGUCUGAAUUCUUUUUCUUUUUUUUUGGUUGUGGUGGGUUUUUCAGUCCCCUGAGAAAGGGAUUUUCCAUGGAAGUUUCUUUGCUUUCUCUCUUUUUCUUUCUGCAGACGUGAUUCAUUUUGAGGUUUUUUUUUUGUGCUGUACAUUAAUGAGCUCAAUCUUACAACACUGGGUGUGUAUUUAGAACCCACUACACUAAACUUGCAAAGCAUUGUGGUACAUGACUAUCUUUUCUUUCUUUCUUUUCAUUCUUUCACCUCUUCAGUGUUGAAACAUGCUAUUAAAACUGCUUCACCAGUUCCACACACGCAGGUGAAUGAAUGUACACACACACCUGAAAGCUCCAGAAGCUCUGAGAUGCUGUUUUAUUUGCCUUUAAACCUGAUGCUGUAUUUUUUGGGGUGUGUAUUUAAAUGUGAACAUAAAAACCAAAACACUGGAUGAGAAAAUAAACUACUGUUCUUUUUUUGUUCUUCUAAUGUGGACCAAACUUCUGAAUCUCGCCCACGCCCGUUCAUGAAUACUCAGUCAGUCAACCCACACGGUUAUAAAUGAAUAGCUGAACCCAGAGGGACGUAGCUGGAGAUUUUCGAUGAUAUUUUUGCAUUCGUACCCAGGCGAGCGUGGUGUGUCUGUGUUGGGGUUGUAUCUGUCUGGUGUAGCAUGAACACAGUAUUUUUGUAGAAACGAGGCCCCCGGCCUAACCAUCGCUAGUGAGCGGAGCCUGUUUGUGAUGUUAGAUGUAGUUGUACGAUGAAGCCCCUUCAUCUGAGGGGAGUGGAGUAUCAAACAGGGAUCCCCACCAUUACUGAAUGGUACUAAAAAGGCUCGUGCCAUCACCGAACCCACUGAUUUCAUUUGUAUAUAUAAAAAUAACUAUUUUUAACUUGUAGUUUUGGUUUCUUGAGUUUGAGUUUGUGGCACGGACCGGUCACUUUUGCAUUUCAGCUCAGUGCUCACAACCAACAAUGAAACUAGACGGUACAAUUUGAGCUUCCUACACAAUUAAGAAUACACAAUCAGUUUAUUCUGCUUUUUAUUCUGGUAACCAAUUCAAUGUGACACACGCUGCAUUUUAAAGGUUGAUUAUUUCAUCUGAAUCUGAAGGACUUUAAUUUUUUUUUUAAUUGCGUACAAUUUCCCAGAAAGCACAUAAAAUGUUCUGCAAAUGUUCAGUUAUAGAAAUGAUUGUACAGGGAUCAUUUCCCUUUCACACUGAUGGACAAAUCUGCAACAAAAACAUGUAAUAAAUCACAUUUCUGUCCAGCUAAUCAUUUUGAAACAAAUAUUAAAGAAAAAACAAUUGUUAUCCCUGUAAAAAGUGAAUCCUGGUUGCCCCAAUGACUGUAACUACACAUGUUGUGUCGUUUAAUAUUAUUUUAGUCUUUUACAAAUGGAAAGAAGCAAAUGUUGGACACAAAACGUUGAUUGUUGAUUCUUUGGCCAAGUUUAUAAAAAAAAAUGAGUCACCAAGUCAGCUAAUCAACGGUUGUCUAUAUAUCGUUCCACCUUGUCUUUAAUAAUUAUGAUUAUUAUUAUUAAUGCAAGACUCCUGCUAUUAGUUCUCUGUAAGGAUUUGCUGCUGGUGUGUUAACUGCAAACUUCUGCUGCCAGUUUGAGGUUCUCUGGUUCUCUGGUGUGUGAUACCGAAUCCUACCGCCAGGGGGCCGCCGUGUACCGUGCUGCAUUUUCAUUCCAUCAUUGGGGGGCUAAGAGGAGAAAGAUUUGUUUGUUGACUUGUGUAUCUACAUCUGAUAUUAGGAAUAAUAAAACAUGGUUUUAAAAGAA